GUAACCAUUGUUUUGAGUAUUCUAUAAAAUCGCUUUAUUGGAAUAGGAAAAAAUUACGCUUUUGUAGUUGCUGUGUUCAAUACGUAUGAACGAUGAAGUUUUUGUAAGCUAUAUCAUUUACGAUUGCAAGAAGCUUGCACCAAAAGGAGUUUAAACCCAGUACAAUUUUCCUGAACAAGGCCAACGCCCACAUGCACAGAAUAGCCGCUAGAGGCUUUUUAACAAAUGUACCCUAAGUAUUAUUGAUUAUAAUCCUCUACGUUGCGAUCGAUGGAAUGUCUGACAAUAUAAUCUGAUUACCUAAGUUUGAAACCAGGUAAAUUGGUUGUGAUGCACAGUGACAGAUUCAGUUCAGUUGACACAAGAAAAACAGACAAAGCUCACAUAAUCACGUCUACAUUCACAAUGUGUACAAAACAAACCGUGGGAUCAAUCAUUCGAAACUGCGAGAAGUACGAUAUAAUCUCAACAACUAAGAAUGCGCUAGUGACGCGAUUAAACCGUGGUAAAAUCAUUCGAAACACUGUGAGGAGUAUGAUACAACUUCAACAAUAACUAAGAAUGCACUAGAGACGCGACUAAACCGUGGUAAAAUCAUUCGAAACACUGUGAGAGGUAUGAAACAACCUCAACAAUAACUAAGAACGCGGUUAGUGACGCGACUAAACCGAAAGUGUGACUUUAACUAAAGACCAAACUUUAUUUCCUCUGGAUCAAAAUGGCUAACAUGGAGUAGACUUUUUCAUAGCCCGAUCCAUUUUUUCUAUUUGAAUGAAAUGGUUGUACGCGCGGAUACCAACUGUACAUUGGCAACGUUUUGUCAUGUCAGUGAUGAUUCUAAAUUCUUCACAUCCAGUGUUUCCAUUUCUUCUCAAAUAUUCGCCAUUAGUACGCUAAUAUUCACGUGUCUCCUCGGCAACUGUUUAUUAUGUUUUGCUGUAUUUAAAAGUCCCGCGAGACGGAGCGCUGCGUCGAUCCUGUUGCUAAAUUUAGCUGUUGCCGAUUUUCUUGUCGGGGUAUUGGUGCUACCGAUGUGGAUACUGCCUACGGCUCUUCUGGGGUGGCCUUUGUCGGAUAACAUGUGCGAGUUUGUAGCCUGUACGACAACCGUUCUAAUGUUGUGUUCGGUGUUUUCGCUGUGUGGUAUUUCAGUCGAUAGAUACUGCAACAUCGCCAUGCCAUUGCGAUACCCAAUAGAAGUGACCUUAGAGCGGAUAACUCUGAUAGUAGUCGGUGUGUGGAUUUAUUGUAUUCUUGUAGCCAGUUGCCCUUUGUUUGGCUGGGGAGACUAUCGUUUUCAGCCGCAGACUGUUCCUAUUUGUAAUCCAGUCUGGGUAACCGAGAUAUCAUUUGCCGUGUUUCUCGUUUUGUCGGGGAUGGCAGUGCCUGUAGCUUUAAUGUUGUUUUCUUAUAUUAAAAUAGUUUUGAUAGCACGUGAUCACAUCAGACGUAUUGAUGCAAUACACAGACCCACAGAACUUCCUAUUAAUGAAAAUAACAAUAAAGUGAAAGAUGAACUUCCGGUAUCACAGCCGAAGUUUUCUAAAAGUCUGAAAAUGGUGCAAAGAGUUUUUAUUGCUGUCGGUGUAUUUUUCAUGUGUUGGGGACCGUAUGUUAUUUUAAACUUCUGGUCUGUAAAUCACGAGGAGGUACCGGUGCCGUAUAUAGCCGAUCUGCUGGUGACACUUCUUGCCUUCGCCAACAGUUCCAUAAACCCGGUUAUCUUCAUCAUCUUGAACAAAGACUUCAGACAUUCCAUCCGAAACUUAAAAACACAAAUACAAAGCAAGUGUCUUUGUUUCCAAAAUCGCGUCAUCGCUCUGGAUAAUAAUAAUUCUUCAAAUCAAGACGACCAUGUAUUAAAGGAUAACCAGAGACAAGUAGACAGGGUAGAUCCAGUCUUAAACAACGGUGAAAAGAAAUAUGAAAAAACCGUGUUGCCUUUUAUGCAACCGACGCCCAGUUACGUCAAUGGCACAACUGAAGAAAAGCAACCGGAUCUGAUGCGCAUGUCAAGACCUUCCACGGACGACUUUUUAAAAAAAUUGGUUGUAAGUCCGCUAGAACGUUCCAAUAGUAAAAUAAUUUCCCGCACAAAAUCUUUCCGGAAAUUACCGGGAGUGACCGACUCGUCCGUUCCGAAGUCGAAAUUUGGCAUAAAACGCGGGGAACAUUUGAGGAAACCCGGUUUCAAGACGUUAAUUAACGCAUAUUCAGUGUUUUCUCUUUCAGAACUUAAAAAACGGGAUACUUUGAAAAGACUGAACAAUUCUAGACAGGUUCUGGGUAUAGACACGGACUCCAGUGACCGGGGAUCUAUUAGGACUCUCGGCAUGAACUCGAGAACAAGUUCUGAAAACCAAACUCGAUCAGAAAUACUGACGUAUGAUCAUGUGGUUAUUGAUGACUUGUGAAAGAUCAUAUGACGCUGAAACCAUAUUUAAGCGAAGCUAAAUCUUCCUUUUGCAGGCCUUUCUAUUAACUCCCAAUUGUUAUAUUAACUAUUAUUUAGACAUAUUCACCUGGCAAGCAUAUAAUCAACUCUCUGGGUCAUCGGGUGGCCGAGAUUUAAAUGAAUUUGAUCAUCCGCGAGAUAUAAAAAAUAUAAGUAGAUAAUCAAGGCUACUAAUAAACGAUUUACGCUACAUUUUACAUAAUGAAUCAUUAAACUUUAGGUUUUACUGAUAGAGCAAUUGAGCUGCAAUCGAUCUGUACUUAUCAGUCCGGGACGUUCCGAGAGAAUACGCCAUACAUUGUGCCAUGAGGGAUAUUUUGCCCCGACAGCGGCAUUGCGGCCUACACUUAUAUCGAAUUUUAACUGCCAAGGGAUAUUUAACGUGCACGAAAAUGUGUACACGGGACCUCGGUUUUUCGACCAACCCGGGCGACUAUACGUCGUCCCUUGCCAGAGUAUCCCCUUAGUAACAGUAACAGAUCUCGUACUUUUUAGUCAUAUCCGGAAUGUACGAUUCGCCGUAAUGGACCAAAUCUGUUUAACCUAUUCUCGUUUCAUAGUUACCGGUGUUAAUUUACCUGACAAUGGUCAAUACUUAUA
Molecule: messenger RNA, 3055 nt
Organism: Patella vulgata (common limpet)
Lineage: Eukaryota; Metazoa; Mollusca; Gastropoda; Patellidae
Product: D(2) dopamine receptor
Exons: 3
Coding region: 777-2414 (545 amino acids)
Biological process (GO): G protein-coupled receptor signaling pathway
Cellular component (GO): membrane
Molecular function (GO): G protein-coupled receptor activity
Source: RefSeq, a predicted model, not a curated record